Molecule: messenger RNA, 1212 nt
Organism: Bufo bufo (common toad)
Lineage: Eukaryota; Metazoa; Chordata; Amphibia; Anura; Bufonidae
Gene: HSD17B7
Product: hydroxysteroid 17-beta dehydrogenase 7
Exons: 9
Coding region: 101-1099 (332 amino acids)
Biological process (GO): cholesterol biosynthetic process
Cellular component (GO): endoplasmic reticulum membrane
Molecular function (GO): 5-alpha-androstane-3-beta,17-beta-diol dehydrogenase (NADP+) activity; estradiol 17-beta-dehydrogenase [NAD(P)+] activity; 3-beta-hydroxysteroid 3-dehydrogenase (NADP+) activity
Source: RefSeq, a predicted model, not a curated record
GGUAUGAGGCGGUGCUCGCUGUCCUGGUGCUGACCCCGCCUAGUUAGUAGCUCCAGUCGCCUGUGCUUCCUGACUGCCUUGUGGAACGAGAGGCGCCGCCAUGAGGAAGGUUGUGGUUGUCACUGGAGCCAACAGUGGUAUUGGCUUAGCUCUGUGUCGGAGGCUUCUUUCUCAAGAUGACCAGAUCCACUUAUGUUUGGCCUGCCGAAGUAUGCAUAGAGCUGAAGCUGCACGUUCUGCCCUUCUGUCCUCUCACCCGUCAGCUGACGUCAGCAUUGUUCAGGUUGAUGUUGGUAGCAUAAAAUCAGUGUUGCAAGGAGCAAGGAUUCUUACACAAAGGUAUAAACAGAUUGACUAUUUAUAUCUGAAUGCUGGUAUAAUGCCAAAUCCUCAAGUAAGCCUCAAAGCCUUUGUAAAGGGUCUGUUUUCCAGGAAAGUAAUCAGCAUGUUUGCAACAGGAGAAGGACUGUUGACCCAGAAGGAUAGUGUUACAGAAGAUGGCUUGCAAAAAGUUUUCGAGACCAACGUAUUUGGCCAUUAUAUACUGAUUAAAGAACUAGAACCUCUUUUGUGUCACAAGAAUAAUCCUUCCCGGCUUAUCUGGACUUCAUCUAGUAAUGCCAGAAAGUCUGCUUUCAGUCUCUCAGACUAUCAGCAUUGUCAAGGACAGGAAUCUUACAGCUCCUCGAAAUAUGCUACUGACUUGCUUAGUGUUGCUUUAAAUACACAUUACAACAAAAAGGGUUUGUAUUCCAGUGUGGUAUGUCCUGGUCUUGUUAUGACAAAUCUUACCUAUGGGAUCUUGCCAUCGUUCUUCUGGACAUUAAUCAUGCCAGUUAUGUGGUUGAUUCGAUUGUUUACAAACUCUUUUACUAUUUCGCCGCAUAAUGGGGCUGAAGCAUUGGUGUGGCUUUUUAAUCAGAAGCCAGAAUCUCUUGAUCCAUUGGCAAAAUAUUACAGCUGCACAUCAGGAUUAGGAAAUAGUUAUGUAACACCACUAAAGAUGGAUCUAGAUGACACAAGCAGUCUCUCUUUUUAUGAAAAAAUAUUGGACCUAGAAAAACAAGUGCGGAAGAGAUUUGUACCUGGGAAUUGUUAAAAUCAAUGACUAACAGACUAUAAAUUUUUUUAAUUUUGUGAAUUUUAUGUAUAUUUUAUCUGGAUCUCAGACUACUACAAUAACUUUAUCAUCAAGUAAAAUAAUUAUUUAUA